Molecule: messenger RNA, 180 nt
Organism: Ostertagia ostertagi
Lineage: Eukaryota; Metazoa; Nematoda; Chromadorea; Rhabditida; Trichostrongylidae
Source: the annotation of a GenBank genome assembly
UAUCUCGUGGGAGACUCGUUGACAUGGGUUGAUCUUUUGGUGUCUGACAUAGCCACAUGGUCCAAGAAGUAUCCGACGCUCUAUGAUGGUUUUCCCGAGAUGAAAGCUCACGCUGAGAAAAUCCGUUCGAUUCCGGCAUUGAAGAAAUGGAUCUCAUCUCGCCCAGACACCUACUUCUAA